UUCAAUUGCAAUUUCAAUUUCUAUUUGAAUUUAAGUUGAAUCUGAAUUGAAAGCAAAGCUGAUCGAGCGCAAGAAUCGUGAACAAAGGACUGACGACACCUGGGUGACGAUCGAUUAAUCCUAGUUCAGUUGAUAAUCGCGUGAAGUGCGAUUGUCGAAUCCGACGUGAUGCGCGCCAAUAGAGCGUGGCUUCGUAGACGAGUUGCGUAACCUGAACAGUAAGAAUUGACACACACAGAAGACCGUGUGGGAACGUGAAACACGGCACGGUCUGGCUGAACCACGACGUAAGAUCGUUCUCGAGAUCGUCGGGAAUGAAGACCACCACUGGAUACGAGCUGAUGGAACGACAUCAAGAGGAAGACGUCCUAACGGCGGUACGAGGAUGACGCCGACCAGGACGGUGGUCAGGUUCUCGAGGUUACUCGUCCUCGUGCCUGUCACCGUCUGCGCAACCAUUUCUUACCUCAACGAGCAGCAAUCGCCGCCACUACCGCGAUGCAGAGACCGAACACCGCCUCCUCAGACAUUGGCAAAGUGCCGCUACGACGUCGAUUGUAUGCAGAAUGCCUACUGUUGGAACCAGGAAGCCUGUCUGUGCAAAGACGAUUACAUCGUCUACAGAAAUCGCACGCACGUGGAAUGUCUGAAAGUGGCAAAUACCAUCGGGGACCCCUGCGAAGCGGACGUCCAGUGUCGCGUGACCUUCGCCCCUUAUUCAGAGUGCCGGCAAAAUAUCUGCCAAUGUACCGACAGCUCGCACUACGUGGAAGGAAGGUGUUACGAGUCCGUUGGUUUGGGGCUGCCUUGCCUAACGCACCGGAACUGCUACAUCAGAGAUAGCUACUGCGUGACGGGAUUUUGUGCGUGUACCUUGAGGUAUCAUCCGAAUCCUCGCAACGACGGUUGCAUACCGAGCGCUGAGUUGGGCGACAAGUGCUCGAACGAUUACGAAUGCGUUGUGGAGAAUUCGAAAUGCGUUGAGGUCUGCUCGUGCAAAGUGGAUUACGUGCUGUCCAAGGAUGGCAAGCGGUGUCUAAAAGCUGCCAAUUCCGUCGGAGAACCGUGUCAAGAGGACUCCCAAUGCCAGCUAUUCCUGAAAGACACCAUAUGUGGAUUUAAUGGCAAGUGCAGCUGCGUCGAGAACUUUCAUCAACGCGGCUCCGUGUGUUUCAGAGACACGAUGUUGGGCGCUCGAUGUGAGAUCCACAGAGAGUGUAAUACGUUGACCUAUAGACAUUCAAAUAUAACCGAGGUGAUGAGCGUCGAUUGCAUUGGUGGUUUUUGCAUUUGCGCCAACGAUUACACUGCUACAGAGGAUAUGCGCGAUUGCAUCCGAUAUAGCGACAACGGCGCUGUAGCUACAACAUCUGAACGGCAAAUGUCCCUAGUUCUAUUUUUCAUAUUUUUCGCGAAUGUUUCUAUACUUUGAGCAUUAUCCAUAUAGGAAUUACAAUAAUCUUUAGAUUAUAAUUUUAUAAUACAAUAGUUGUGCGGCUAUAUAUAUUUCAGUAUGUUCCGUUUCAUUGUAAAUACGUCGCAUUAGUGUGUACAGACAGAAGAAAACACACACCGCUACCAAAGAUAAAGUAUGCACGCAAUCAACUCAAUAGGAAAUAUCUUGUACGGAAAAUACACUU
Habropoda laboriosa is the source of this 1640-nucleotide messenger RNA. RefSeq names its product prion-like-(Q/N-rich) domain-bearing protein 25. NCBI's taxonomy places the organism in Eukaryota, Metazoa, Arthropoda, Insecta, Hymenoptera, Apidae. The record is from RefSeq and is a predicted model, not a curated record. Bases 386 to 1432 code for a protein of 348 amino acids. The transcript is spliced from 9 exons.